This is a messenger RNA of Diaporthe batatas, 1305 nucleotides long. RefSeq lists its product as uncharacterized. The transcript is spliced from 2 exons. Gene Ontology annotation, biological process: secondary metabolite biosynthetic process. NCBI's taxonomy places the organism in Eukaryota, Fungi, Ascomycota, Sordariomycetes, Diaporthales, Diaporthaceae. Gene Ontology annotation, molecular function: FAD binding. The record is from RefSeq and is a predicted model, not a curated record. The coding region runs from base 1 to 1305 and encodes 434 amino acids.
AUGAUCGCCACCACAGCGCAAAGAACUAUCCGCAUCGCCAUCUCAGGCGGUGGUCUCGCCGGCGCGACCCUGUUCCACGCACUCCUUAAACACCCCCACCUGGACGUCCAGAUCUUCGAGUCGGCUGAAGCAUUCAAGGAAGCUGGCGCUGCGGUGGGUAUCGCCCGCAAUGCCCUCGCAGCCUUAGACCUAAUCGGUCCCUCGGCGACCGCAAGCCUCCAGCGCGCUGGUGCGGUGCCUCAGAAGGGCGUGCGCUUCAUGUUGGCCCAGGGCCCUGAUGCCGGGGAUGAAGGCGUCAUGAUCGACGAGAUCGACGCCGAGAUCCACCAGAAACAGGUCGUGAGCAUCGUGCACCGUGCCGCAUUCCUCAGGGAACUUCUCGCCGAGGUGCCUCCCAGCAGGAUGCACGCGUCCAAGAAGCUCACGAGGGUCGACCGCCACGAUGGCGCCGGACCCGGGGCACCCAUGACGCUGCACUUUGCUGACGGGUCCACGCACGAGUGUGACGUCCUCAUCGGAGCGGACGGUAUCCACAGCGUCGUCCGGGGGAUCGUUCUCGGCGACGGUGACCCGGCCGCGAGUGCGCGAAAUACGGGCUGGUGGGCCAUCAUGGCCCUGGAACCUUUUGCCGCGGCGCAGGCGUGUCUCGGGGAGAGCCUCGUGAACGCGGAGGAUCCGCGGCAGUAUGGCUGGACCGGUGACGGGGCGUAUCUCCUGCAUGACGUGCUGAGCGACGGACGGCUAGUACAGAUCAUCGCCUGCGGCAUGGACGAGGAUGCUCGCGGCUCGGACCGUUGGCAGACCACUCUGAGCGCAGAUGAGAUCCGCGAGCACUUCCGGGGUUGGCCAGCACACCUGACGAAUGCUGUUGAAAAGCUACUCUGUGACGAGCCGGAACAGCAGGCGCGGUACCUGUGGGAGCAUCCACCAGCCAGCACAUAUGUCUCCGAUUGCAUUGCUGUGAUGGGCGACGCCGCCCACGCUACCACUCCCUGGCAAGGCUCUGGAGCGGGCAUGGCGAUAGAAGACAGCUUGAUACUAUCUACUCUUCUCGGCCACGCAGAGACGGUUGCUCAGGCAUUAUUGGCUCUCAGGGUGUACGAUCAGGUCCGCCGGCCGCGCACGCAGCAGGUUGUUGAGUCGAGCAGGGGGACAGGCAUGAUGCGGACUGGACUAGACAAUGAAGUGGGUCUGGAUGUCAUGAAGUUCAGGCAAAGAUUGCUUUCCAGGUGGGAUUUCAUCAUCGACUUUGACAGCAAACAACAUUGUACCGAUGCAUUGGCUAUUAUGAACGACCUUUCCUGA